CAUCAAGCCCACCCUCUACAUAAGUGACUUUAGGUGACUAAGGGACGGUUUAUUUAGCCUAAAAGAACUUGAAUCAGUUUAAUUCGCUCCGGUGCCACAGGAUACGAAGUGAUUUUGAUAUUUUUCCAGGAUUCACGCGGUUUUUCGGACGCGUCCUGAGUGCGCUCUGGCGCUGACGCACCGCUGGAGAGCCUGAUGCGCGCUGGAGAAAACCAGGGCUUUGCGCAAACACCACAUCCCCAUGUCAUUAUGAGUUAGAUUAAUCACUUUCACCCACUCGAGACACAAGAAAAGCACUUUUUUUAGACAAAGGGAGGUCUUAACUGGAAGUUUUCAUGCAGGACGCAUGGAGGAUCCGGUGUAAAGGUGCUCGAAGGAUGCCGUCCCGUACUGGGUCCAGGACAUCUGGCUGCUGGAUGCUGCAGUUUGUCCUUUACAUCUGAGAGCGAUGGCUUCUGAGGUGGUGUGUGGUCUGAUCUUCAGAGUGCUGUUGCCAGUGUGUCUGGCGGCAGCAUGUCUGUUCAGGUACAAUGGACUGUCCUUCAUCUACCUCCUCUACCUCCUCCUCAUCCCGCUGUUCCCCGAACCCUCCAGCAUAACCAUGCAAGGCUAUACGGGACACUUGCUGAAGUCUUUAUGCUUCUGCAGUAUGACCUUCCUUUUCAUCCACAUCGUCUAUCAAAUCACCAUCCACAGUUUGCUGGCUGCAAACUCUAUUGAUUCUGCAUUCAACUGUUCGGUGUGGGAGAAGUCAAUACGACAGAUUGGCUUUGAAAGUGUUAUUGGUGCAGAUGCAGGCAAUGGUAUCCGGGUUUUCCUGCCGGAUAUUGGGAUGUUCAUGGCCAGUCUGUCCGUGUGGCUGCUGUGCAGAAAGCUGGUCCACAAGCGUCCCAGUGAAGAAAUGGCCCAGGACAACCACGACUUUGAGCCAGAGGAGAAGGAGGAGGAUGACGAGAAGGUGGAAAAUGAUGACGAUGGUGACGACGAGAUGCUCUAUGACGAGGACUUUGAUGCAGAAGAUGAGGCAGAGGAUGAGGACGGGGAGGGAGGAGUUCUGGAGGAGGAAGAGGAGGAGGAGGAAGAGGUGCAGGAGAGCACAAAGAUGAAGAUUCUGCGUAGAGUAGCAGGAGUGGCAACUAAACUCAAAGAGAUCAUCGGUAACCUCAUCACAACCGCUGGACAAGUGGUGGUUACCGUUCUGCUGGGAUUAACAGGUGUCACGCUGCCCUCUCUGAGCUCAGCGGUCUACUUCUUUGUGUUUUUGGGGUUGUGCACAUGGUGGUCGCUCUGCAAGACUUUUGACAAGCUCCUCUUCAGCUGUCUGUGUGUCCUCAUGGCCAUCUUCAGUGCUGGUCAUCUCAUCUUACUUUAUUCCAACCAGUUCCAGUUCCUGCAAGAGGCCAUCAGCCUCAACGACAGCUACACCAGUUUGUUUGGCAUCUCCUCCAUCGUUCGAACUGACUGUUCCUCAACCUGGAAGCUUGCUGUCAACAGUGGCCUGAACUGGCACCAUUUUGUCAAUCCCAUCAUGCUCUUGGUCCUGUACUACACAUUGGCCACCUUGAUCCGUCUGUGGCUGCAAGAUCCCAUGAUCAUGCAGGAGAGUGAGGAUGAAGAGAUAAACGAGGGAAAUGAGACCAGGGGAAAUAACUUCAUUCACACGUCAAUUGGGAAGCGGCUGCUCUGGUGGAAAGCACAUCAGAAAACUGAGGAAAGAAAUCUCAUUUCCACUCAGGACGGCUACAGCACCUCAGAGGUAGUGGUGGUUAACUCUAACGGGACGUCGUUUGACUAUGUUUCCGCCGUGCCCAUUGAGAACGGACCGGUCAGUCUGGACAUUUACUCAACUCCUCAGUACAAAGUGGAUCAGCCUGUGGAAUUUGAAGAGAAGACGGAUGAAAACACAAAUGAGAUCUUGGACUCACAGCUGGAGGAGGAAGAGGAGAAGACAGAUGUGGAAGAGGAAGAAGAGGAGGAAGAGGAGGGCGGGCCGUCGGGCGCUCUCAUAAAAGUGUUCAAGUUCGUCAUGAAGCAGAGCUACAUCUGUGCUCUUAUUGCUAUGAUGGCAUGGAGUAUAACAUACGUUAGCUGGCUGACGUUUGUCUUUCUGCUGUGGUCCUGUACUCUGUGGAUGGUGCGAGACCGGAGGAAAUACGCCAUGAUGACCUCGCCGUUCAUGGUGGCCUAUGGGAACCUCCUGCUAGUCCUUCAGUAUAUCUGGUGUUUUGAACGCUUGGAUCCAGUGCCAGGUUUCUUUCUGAAAAUGGAGGUGCCCUUCACUGAGCUGUCCACCAAGGUUCUGUGUCAGCUGAGUUUCUGGCUUCUGCUCAGACAAACUUUGAUGGAGCGACAAGAGAAGAUGGAAGAGGAAGCAGCGCUUUGUGACGUCAAAGUAGAUGGGCAGAAAAAAGAGGAAGAAAAAGACAAAGAGGAAGAGGAGGGCGACGAGAAUGACCUGAUGCAUGUGAUUGGGAAACUAGUGAUGGCUAUGCUGGUGAAAUACUGGAUCUAUGUUUGCGGAGGAAUGUUCUUCUUCGUCAGCUUCGAAGGAAAGAUGGUCAUGUACAAGAUCAUCUACAUGAUGAUGUUUCUGUCCUGCGUGGCUCUUUACCAGGUGCAUUAUGAGUGGUGGCGCCGGAUCCUGAAGUACUUCUGGAUGUCUGUGGUGGUUUACACCAUGCUAGUGCUCAUCCUAAUCUACACCUGUCAGUUUGAGAACGCCAUCAGCACCUGGACCAAUAUGACGGGCAUGUCAAAAGACGUACUGAGGGACAUCGGUCUGGAGAAGUACGUCCUCUCGGAUCUGUUCACCCGCAUCUUCAUCCCCACGUCCUUCCUGUUGGUCUGCAUCCUGCACCUGCAUUACUUCCACGACCGCUUCCUGCAGCUCACCGAUCUCAAAGCCGUCAUCAGCAAAGAGGAGAGCACCAUUUACAGCUAUACUAAAGUCAGUGGUCGUAUCUAUCUGAUCGUGGAUAGCAUCAAGCAAAAAAUCUCUUCUCCUCAGAGCAAACUGGCUCAUCCUGACGGGAGUCUGGCCGAUCUGACGAUGAUGAGCACGUCCCCAGAGCCGCUGCUGAAGGAGGAGAAGGAGAAGGAGAAGGAGUCCAUGAACGAGGUGGCGCUGGUCGUGGACUGUGUGGACGAGGAGAAGAAGAAAGAGUCUCUGUCCAUCCAUUCAGCUCAUCUGUCCAGUCAGGAGGACAUUCAGCAGUUCAGUGCCACCACAGAUCCUGAACUGCCCUCAGAACAGAGCUCAGAUCUCAGGAAUAAAUGGCACUUGGUGGUGGACCGGCUCACGGUCCUGUUCCUCAAGUUCCUGGAGUCCUUCCAUAAGCUGAAGCUCUUCGUCUGGUGGCUGCUGGAGAUGCACAUCAUCAAGAUCGUGUCCACUUACAUCAUCCUGCUGUCUGUCAAAGAGGUUUCGCUGCUGAACUACGUGUUUUUGAUCUCCUGGGCGUUUGCGCUGCCGUACAAGCAGUUUCGAGUUCUUGCUUCCAGCGCUUGUACCAUCUGGACGUGUGUUAUUAUCGUCUGCAAGUUGUUUUAUCAGCUAGAGACUAUCGAACCCGAAAAUUACUCAAGUAAUUGUACUAAGCCAUCGAACUACUCACAAGAUCAAAAGAUGUACAUGAAUAACUCCCUACUGUACUGGAAGCCUGUGGAUCCCGCCAACUGGGUUGGACUGGAGAAGUUUAAAGAUAUACUGCCCAACCUGAGGAAUAACUUGCUGAUGUUGGCCAUCUUGGCGUUUGAAGUCACCGUUUACAGACAUCAGGAGUUUUUCCGUCUCAGAAAUAAACUCUCUCCUCCUCCGUCUCGAACCAUCUUUCACGACAUCACCAGACAACACCUCGACAACGGCAUCAUCGACUGCGCCAAAUACUUCAUCAACUACUUCUUCUACAAGUUUGGUUUAGAGGUGUGUUUCCUGUUGGCGAUCAAUGUGAUGGGUCAGCGGAUGGAUUUCUACUCCAUGCUGCACGGUUUGGCUCUGGCUGUGGUGAUGUACAGACGCCGGAGGAAAGCCAUCGCUGAGAUCUGGCCCAAAUACUGCUGCUUCCUGGCCUGCAUGAUCACCUUCCAGUAUUUAAUCUGCAUUGGAAUCCCACCUGCUGCUUGUAAAGAUUAUCCGUGGAGGUUUCCUGGAGCCAUGUUGGAUUCGGAUGUCAUUAAAUGGCUUUACCUUCCUGAUUUCCACACUCAACCCAACUCCAUGUUCCUCGUCUAUGAUUUCAUGCUACUGUUGUGUGCAUCGCUGCAAAGGCAGGUGUUUGAUGAUGAAAACAAAGCGGCCGUUCGUCUGAUGGCCGGAGAUAACGUGGAGAUCUGCCGAGAUCUAGACGCGGCGUCCUUCAGCGUUCACAACCCCGUACCGGACUUUAUUCACUGCAGGUCGUACCUGGACAUGCUGAAGGUGAUCAUGUUUAGCUACCUGUUCUGGUUCGUCCUGACCAUCAUCUUCAUCACGGGCACGACUCGGAUCAGCAUCUUCUGCAUGGGUUACCUGGUGGCGUGUUUUUACUUCUUGCUCUUUGGAGGCAAUCUCUUGCUCAAGCCAAUCAAGAAGAUCCUCCGUUACUGGGACUUCCUCAUAGCUUACAAUCUUUUUGUCAUCACAAUGAAGAACGUCUUUGCUAUUUUGGCAUGUGGUUAUAUCAAGCAUUUGGUGAAGAAUAGCUGCUGGUUGGUUCAGCUGCUCAGUCUUGCCUGCACCAUAAAAGAAUACAAAGCUCUAGAAGGCGUGUCUAUAAAUGGAUGUGAGGUGCCGAAGGAUGAGGCUGGGAUCAUCUGGGACAGUAUUUGCUUUACGUUCCUUCUGCUGCAGAGGCGCGUCUUCAUGAGCUACUACUUCCUGCAUGUGGUUGCGGACAUCCGUGCUGGACAGAUUCUUGCAUCUCGAGGAGCCGAGUUGUUUCAGGCCAGCAUUGUGAAGGCCGUGAGAGCUCGUCUGGAGGAGGAGAAGAGAUCCAUGGAGCAACUGAAGAGACAGAUGGAUCGUAUUAAGACGCGACAGCAGAAGUUUAAGAGAGGAAAGGAGAAAAUGCUCAGCAUGGCUCAGGAGUCUGGAGACGAGCAGAAACUCAUCCAACCUGACGACAACGAUGAUGAUGAUGAUGAGAGAAAGAAAAACAAGGUGCAAAAAAAGCAGUGGUGGAGGCCUUGGGUUGACCAUGCGUCCAUGGUUAGAAGUGGUGAUUAUUACCUGUUUGAAACUGACAGUGAAGAGGAGGAGGAAGAGGAGGAGAAAAAAGAUGAAGAACUGCCCAAGAGAUCAGCCUUCCAGCGAGCGAUCAGAAAGUUUGCUUCGGCCCUCGUGGCUUUACCCAGAUCAGUCAUUAAACUGCCCAAAACUGUUCUGCAGUAUUUAAUAAGGGCGGCCAAGUUUGUUUACCACACCUGGAUCGCUGAAUCUAAAGCAGCCCUGAAAGAAAGAGGCAAAGGGAGACGUCAUUUCUGGAAGCGAUACGGCCGCAGACGUAAAAAAGAUAAGAAAGAAGGUCAUGUGGCGAUAGAGAUCGGUGAGGAAGACCGUCAGAGUUCAGAGGAAGACAAAACGGACGGACCAGACAACAUCUUUAAGAGGGUCUUCAACAUCAUCAAGUUCACCUGGGUGUUAUUUCUGACCACCGUUGAGAGCAUCACCAAGUGGCUGAACUCCGUCUGCAGGGAAUACAUCGACAUCUCCACCGUUCUGCGCAUUGAACGCUGCAUGCUGACCAGAGAAGUCAAAAAGGGAAACGUGCCGUCCCGCGAAAGCAUCCACGUGUACUACCAGAAGCAGAUGAAACUGAACGGAUCUCGUGAAUCUGGACUGGACCGGAUCAGUGAGGAGGACUCGUGCUCAAACAGAGAGCGCCGCAGACGGGCCGGACACAGUUUGGAUUCCUUCGCUUCUAGAGACAGCAUCUCCAGCGCAUACACCGAAGCCACCAUGCUGUUUUCCCGUCAGUCCACCUUGGAUGACUUGGACGACAUGCCUCAGAAUAUUCCCAAAACCAGCGAACGCGCUCGUCCCAAACUACGCAAAAUGUAUGGUUUGGACAUGUCUAACUCUUCUGCGGACAGUGGAAGCAGCGUCAUGUCCAGUGAAGCUACCCAGUGCGUCACACUUUUCUCUCGGCAAGGAACCAACGACACCAUAGACGAGGUCGAGGACGAGAAAGAACAGGUGGAGGUAAAAAAGAAAGAAACCGCGGAGAUUGUUGAAGACACACCUGAAGGAACAGAUCAUGAGGAAAUAAAAGAGGAAGAAGUGAAACAGGAAGCGACGAUUGAGCUGCCAGAAGAAGUGACACCGGAAGUGACUGAUGAGCUGGCAGAGGAAGAGACACGAGAAGUGACGGAUGAUCCGGCGGAGGAAGCGACAGAAGAAGUGGAAGAGGAAAUCCAAUGGGAUCUGGUGGAUCCAGAGGAAGCAGUUGAAGAUGUUCAGGUUCCUCAGCUGGAAUUUGAGGAGCAUCAAGAGGAAGCACAGUGCAUUACUGAAGAUGAGGAGGGCGAACAGCCAAUCCGACAGGAUGAAGGUGAAUCAUCAGAACCCGAGAAUGUGCAAACGGACGUGGUCAGCGGGCAGCUUUUCACCCCGGACACAGACGCCCCCAACACCUCGGACGCUGACGUGCCGCCCAGCUACAGCAAAGCCGUGAGCUUCGACCGUCUGUCUGUGAGCUCGGAUGAAAGUGACAGCGACAAACGUCUGAUGCUGAUGACGCCCGACAGCAAAUCCGAUCUGGACGACCCUCUGCUGCCCUCCAUGACCACCGAUCUGACCGCCAGCGAACUGCUGCUCAACAAAAUGUUCUACGAUGAGGAACUGGAAAACUCUGAUCGUUUCUAUAAAUCGCAGCCGCUUGGACUCCAGCUGUGUUAUGCUCUCUAUAACCUGCUGGUGGCGCACUCUGAGAUGGUCUGUUACCUGGUCAUCAUUCUCAACCACAUGAUCUCGGCUAACAUGGCGACGCUGGUGCUGCCCAUCCUCAUCUUCCUGUGGGCGAUGCUCUCCGUUCCUCGGCCCAGCAAGCGUUUCUGGAUGACGGCCAUCGUGUACACAGAGGUCACCAUCGUCAUCAAAUACUUCUUCCAGUUCAGCUUUUUCCCAUUCAACCAGAACGUGGAAGUCAGCAAGGGGAAGCCGUACCAUCCGCCCAACAUCAUUGGCACGGAGAAGAAAGAAGGAUACGUGCACUAUGACCUAGUUCAGCUGCUGGCGCUGUUUUUCCACCGAUCCAUACUAAAGUGUCACGGUCUCUGGGAUGAAGACGACCCUAAAACGUCCCGGAAGGAUGAGUGUCUUCAUCAGGACGAGUCUGUGGACGAGGGGAAGAUGUCAGUGUCGAUUCCCUCUGAGGAAGACAGGAAGAGUUCUCCAGCGUACUCGCUCAAGUCCGUGAACCUCGGCAUGUCCGUGGACACGUCCCAGGUGCACGUGCAAAUGCGAUACCCUGAGCAUCGACCUUACCUGCAGCGACAGAGCACUAGCGGAUCUUACCUGUCCCACCGCUCAUCUGUACGCUCCAAACGCGGCAGCACAAGCACAAGGAACAGCAUUCGUAGGGAAAACAGCACCACAGAGCCGGAAGUACCGCAGAAGAGCCGGAAAGACAUGAUUAUGGAGAAGAUCCGAGAGCAGCUCAUCAAAGUAAAGGUUUAUGUGAUCAAAAAAUUGGUUGAGUUCUAUCAGCCCAUCCAUCAGUUCUUCUAUAACCUGAUCCAUCCCGAGUACAACGCCGUGACGGAUGUUUACGUCUUGAUGUUUCUAGCAGACACUGUUGAUUUCAUCAUUAUUGUCUUUGGUUUCUGGGCAUUUGGGAAACAUCAGGGAGGUGCUGAUAUCACAUCCUCACUGUCAGAAGACCAGGUUCCCGGGCCGUUCCUCGUCAUGGUGCUCAUCCAGUUUGGCACGAUGGUGGUGGAUCGCGCUCUAUACCUCCGCAAAACGGUGAUGGGAAAACUGAUUUUCCAGGUCAUCCUGGUGUUUGGCAUCCAUUUUUGGAUGUUUUUCAUCCUACCAGGAAUCACAGAGAGGCGCUUCAGUCAGAACACUAUCGCUCAGCUGUGGUACUUUGUGAAAUGCAUUUACUUCGGCCUGUCGGCGUAUCAGAUCCGCUGCGGAUAUCCGACUCGCAUACUGGGAAACUUCCUCACCAAGAGCUACAACUACGUCAACCUCUUCCUCUUCCAGGGGUUCCGUCUGAUCCCGUUCCUGACAGAGUUGCGUGCGGUGAUGGACUGGGUUUGGACGGACACGACACUCAGCUUAUCUAGCUGGAUCUGUGUGGAGGACAUCUACGCACACAUCUUCAUCCUCAAAUGCUGGAGGGAGUCAGAGAAGCGUUACCCUCAGCCACGAGGGCAGAAGAAAAAGAAGGUUGUGAAGUAUGGAAUGGGCGGCAUGAUCGUGAUGCUCCUGAUCUGCAUCGUUUGGUUCCCCCUGCUCUUCAUGUCUCUGAUCAAAUCCGUGGCAGGAGUGGUCAACACACCACUGGACGUGUCCGUCACGCUAACGCUGGGAGGACUUCAGCCGAUCUUCACAAUGAGCGCCCAGCAGAAUCAUCUAAAAAACACCUCCUCCACUGAUUUUGCCAAUUUUUUACGUUUAUACAGCACGAAUGCAAAUGCCAUGCAGUUCCUGGAGUCUUAUGUUCAUGAGGAUUUGACAGUAGCAGUACUAGAAGGAAGUUCCAACUCACUCUGGACCAUCAGCCCCCCGAGCAAGCAGAACCUCAUUAAAAUGCUGAGUGAGACAAAGGACAAGUUUCCUCUCACCUUCACCUGGUCCAUACAGAGGAACCUCAGUUUAGGUGCCAAAGCAGAAACCGCAAUAGGGAAACACUAUAUUGACCUGAAACAUGAAACCAGAAAACAGCUAAUGAAACUACUGAGUGAUGACAACCAAAACGGAACUGAAAAGGCAGUGCUCAUCGAAGGCAUUUUUCCAAGAUACAUCAGAGCACCAAGCGACUCCAAUGCCAGGCCUAUUGAGCAGCUCUACAAAAAAGAGAAAGAAUACAUGAACAUCAUACUGUCUCUACAUAAAUCCAGCACAAAUAGCACAGAGGGCGUUCAGGAGUGGUGGAUCGUGAAUCAGACAGAAGCAGGGCCGUUACCUGUGGCCAGGGAUGCAAGCAACCCUGGUCUGGAGUUCUACAUCUUCAGUGACCAAGUCAGUCCACCCAGUCUGGGCUUUCUGGCUGGUUAUGGGAUCAUGGGUCUGUACAUGUCGGUGGUUCUGGUUAUCGGGAAGUUUGUGCGCGAGUUCUUCAGCGGGAUCUCGCACACCAUCAUGUUCGAAGAGCUGCCUAACGUGGACCGGAUCCUCAAGCUCUGCACCGACAUCUUCCUGGUCCGAGAAACGGGAGAACUGGACCUGGAAGAAGACCUGUACGCCAAACUCAUCUUCCUCUACCGCUCUCCAGAAACCAUGAUCAAGUGGACCAGAGAGAAGAGUGAGUGAGUGAGAAUGAGGACGCCGACCUUCGGAGAAACUCCACACUAACCACGAGAAGCACAAAAGUGGGAAUUGAGCCUCCUUCCCGAGGAGCCAUGUUCUUCGUGCUAACUGAUGAAACGUUAGCACUCGUGUAGUUUUCAUCCAGUGGACGUGCACUUGCUAGUGUUUUUAAGGGCUUGACAAGUGAACUUUAGGGCUUCCAGGCAUGCGCCACUUUGAUACGACUUUCACCUUUGGGAGUGCAUGCGACGUGAUGGACAUAGACGAGAAAUACUCAACCUACUUUAGACUCGGGCUUGAUUUUUAACAUCUCUCUGAAUUCUGAAGACGCAAAAGCGGUUUUGCAGGAAGCGGAACCGAAGCCCUGUAGGCGGCGCUGUGAAUUACGUGACAAUCUCUAUUUGCCUUAUUUCCUUUGUACAAUCAUCUAGAUGCAUCAUUAUCCACUACCUUUCUCAGGAAUACAUUCGGAUCAUUUCACGACGACGGGAUAUCAACCUUUUUCCUCAUGUACGACAAAGUGUGAAGAGGAACGUACGCAACAGUAAUAACUUUACUCCUCUGAGACUUUAAGGAGAUCAUCCGUCAUGUAUGAACAGAUUUGGGAGGUGGAAAGGACGUUUGGUGAUUUAUAAGGCUUGAAGUACUGUAUAAGGACUUUUCAUAACUCAAGGGAGAUUGUUUUCACAUUACGAUGAAUGAUUGAUCAGUUUCAGCAACUUGGGUUUAUUGUGAACUUAAAGAACCUCGUUUGUUAAACAGAGAAUUUCAGUGUGUUUCUGUGUACAUUUCUUUGUAAAUCAAAAUGAUUUUAGGAAUAAUUUACACAAAUUGGUUCAGAAUGAUAUUUGAAUGCGUUUCUUCAUAAACUCAAGUCAUUAUUUACACACAGAUUUGUUCAGAACAAAUUUUUGAAUGGCCUUCUCUAUAUUUCUUCACAAAGCCAAGCGGUUUUAUGAACAAAUUGCAUAGAAAUUUGAUCAGAAUGAAUUUUAAGUGUUUCUUCCAAAUGAUUUAAUUCCAUGAUCAAACUUGAGUGAUUUACAUUGAAAUUUGUUCAGAACAAAUAAUUUUUAAUGUUUCUUCAUAAAUUCAAUUGAUUUUAUGAAGAAAUUUGUUCAAAAUUAAUCUUUGUUUCUGUAUACAUUUCUUCAUAAAUCCACAUGAUUUUAUGGUUGAUUUACACAGAAAUAUGUUCUGAAUGAAUUUUGAAUGUGUUUCUGUCUACAUUUAUUCAUAAACCCACAUGAUUUUAUAAAGUAUUUACACAAAAAUUUGUUCUGAAUGAAUUUUAGAUGCAUUUCUAUGUACAUUUCUUCAUAAAUCCAAAUGAAUUCAUGAGUAAUUUACAAAGAAAUUAAUUUAGAAUUAAUUUAAAAUGUGUUUGUGUGUAUAUUAAUUCAUAAAGCCACAUGAUUUUGUGGAAGAUUUCAGCAGAAAUAUGUUCAGAAUAAAUUUGAAAUAUGUUUCUGUGUAAAUUUCUUCAUAAAUCUUAAUGAUUUUAUAUAUGAUUUACAGAGAAAUGUGUUCUGAAUUAUUUUUAAAUGAAUUCCUGUGCAAAUUUCUUCAUAGAGCCAAAUAAUUUUAUGAGUUAUUUACAUAGAAAUGUGUUUUAAAUGCAUUUCUGUAUAUAUGUCUUCAUAAAUCCACAUGAUUUUGUGGAAGAUUUAAGCAGAAAUCUGUUCAGAACACAUUUUAAAUGUGUUUCUGUGUACAUUUCUUCAUACAUCCACA
This is a messenger RNA of Labeo rohita (rohu), 11188 nucleotides long. RefSeq names its product piezo-type mechanosensitive ion channel component 2. The transcript has 56 exons. Gene Ontology annotation, cellular component: plasma membrane. The coding region runs from base 449 to 9457 and encodes 3002 amino acids. Gene Ontology annotation, biological process: regulation of membrane potential; cellular response to mechanical stimulus; detection of mechanical stimulus. The record is from RefSeq and is a predicted model, not a curated record. Lineage: Eukaryota; Metazoa; Chordata; Actinopteri; Cypriniformes; Cyprinidae. Gene Ontology annotation, molecular function: monoatomic cation channel activity; mechanosensitive monoatomic ion channel activity.